This is a messenger RNA of Lolium perenne, 941 nucleotides long. NCBI's taxonomy places the organism in Eukaryota, Viridiplantae, Streptophyta, Magnoliopsida, Poales, Poaceae. The record is from RefSeq and is a predicted model, not a curated record.
AUCACAAAUUGGCCAGUUCAUCAUAGCGGCCACGUCGCAGCGUUCCUACACUGUUUGGAAGCGACACGGAAUGCUGGCCCUGUGGAGAUUGUGCCUCAUGACUUGGCCUCUUUCAACAACUACCUCGAGUGGUUCCAUGAAAACACGCGUAUGGAGUUAGUGAAGCACGCGUAUGCUGAGGACAUCUUGGACGACCCCAUCGAGUUCGAUGAGGUUGCGCAAAGCCAGCACGACACCUUUGCUCGCAGAGGGAGAUCGACUUCUAUUGCUUCCGAGCUGAACUUCGUGGUAAUGGAUUCUCUCACUAACUAGUACAUCAUCUAGAUUGCCAUGUGCUCGCUUAAAUUGUGUAUGCUAUGUUUGUCACAGCGGACGGAGAUCCAAAAAACAGCUCACGAGUGCGAGAUUAUGUGGGAGCAGAGCGGGAGAGAUGAAAAGCCUGUCGGACCGUUGCGACAUUUCAUUAAGGUAUGAUCACCAACUUUGAAUGUACGCUAUUAUGUUCUGGUGGCUUUGUAACCAUGAGUUCCAUGACGCAGAACACUGCACGAAAGAUGCGGCGGUUAGCCAACUUGCUAGGUUGCCGCGAAGGCGAAAUUCCUACAUCCUCCUCUUCUGAAGAGCGGGAGAUUCCUGACGACGAGGAAAUUCUGAGUCAAAGCAUACCUCCAAAGCAUUCCUCCAAGCAAGCCCCACGGUCAGCUUACCAGUUGAAGCCAAGGGGCAAUGCUCCAAACCGGUACACUCCGGAAGAUUAUGUCAACCGAGGAAAGAAGGUUGUCAUUGAGGAGGAUGAGGGGCCGCCGCGGAGAUCAUCUUUGUCGAGGAUGAGGAACGACGAGCCGUUAUCUUCAGAGGAGGAGGAGCAGGAGGAGCAGCAGGAGCAGCAGCAACAAGAGCCACGACAGCGAAGAGGAUGGCCGUCUGGAAGCAGCCCGUGA